Molecule: messenger RNA, 1271 nt
Organism: Branchiostoma belcheri (Belcher's lancelet)
Lineage: Eukaryota; Metazoa; Chordata; Leptocardii; Amphioxiformes; Branchiostomatidae
Product: vacuolar protein sorting-associated protein 72 homolog
Exons: 6
Coding region: 167-1204 (345 amino acids)
Biological process (GO): chromatin remodeling; regulation of DNA-templated transcription
Cellular component (GO): nucleus
Molecular function (GO): ATP-dependent H2AZ histone chaperone activity
Source: RefSeq, a predicted model, not a curated record
UGGGUCAUUGGCGGGAAAAUGGCCGACUGAGUUAGAGGUGGGAGGGCUUUGUUCGGCAUUUCUUUCUUUUCCGUACUUCUUAGCGAUCUUUCCGUACAUUCGGUGGAAUCAAGACGCUCCUAACAUCUUAGAUAAAGUCUUAGAUAAGUUCAGGAGGGAAGAAAUCAUGGCGGCGGAACGUUCCAGACGAGUUAACGCCGGGGCCAAGAUGACCAAACUUCUGGCCGACGAGCAGGAAGACGAGUUCUACCAGACGACAUACGGAGGCUUCACUGAGGAAUCUGGAGAUGAGGAGUUUGAGUCGGAUGCGGAGACCAGCGAGGAUGAGGUGGACUCAGACUUCAGCGCCUCCGAGGACGACGAGCCGGUCAGUGACCAGGAGGACGAUGAACCCCAGAGGAAGAGGAGGGUCGUCACCAAGGCCUACAGGGAGCCAAAGAAAGCUGCCAAACCAAGUGAGAAAAAAGAAGCAGAGAAGGGACAUCAGGCUCAGAAGGUGGAAAAACCCAAACAGCCACAGCAACAAAGAGUCAUCCCUCCCUCAGCGAGAAUCCAGACUCGUAAGUCCACGGCAGAGCGGACCCUUCAGUGUAACAUCAGGUACAAGGAGCGGGAACGUCUGCGUGCCAUCCAGCCCAAAAAACAACCCGUGGAGUUCCGCAGACUCACACAGGAGGAACUGUUAGAGGAGGCCAAGAUCACAGAACAGAUCAACCUGGCUUCUCUGGAGACCUAUCGUCAGUUAGAGGAUGAGAGGAGAAAAGCGAGGAACCAGAAGCGUGUGCCUUACCAGGGUCCCACCAUCAGGUACCACUCCCUGUCCAUGCCUCUCAUAGAGGAGCUACCCAAGGACACAGAGGAGAUCAACGUUGUGGGAGACAGCUCUCCUCCUGUGCAGCCUUCCCAGAAGUCCCAGGUCACGCGGUGUUCGCGUAACUUCAUCACGUUCCCGGACGACGCCACAUUCCGUAAACACUUCCCCGCGAAGAAGCCCAAACCUCCGGCCAAAUCGUUCUGCGCUGUUACUCGCCUCCCCGCCAAGUAUUUUGACCCCAUCACACAGACACCCUUUGCUACCAUCCAGGCCUUUAACUGUUUAAGGGACACGUACCUGCAAGAACAGGAGCUGAAGUGUGACAAGAGACUGAACGAACUGAACGGAUACCUGGAACAGAAGAGAAAACAGAAACUCCUGCAGAAAUAGCUGUGAUCAUCUACCUUAUGUGGAUGCGAUGUGUGAAUGAAUUGAUGAUUAUUAAAGAUACAAGAAU